CCACGCCGCCAGCUGCUCUCGGAGGGACUUUGCUCCUCUUCUGGCUGUAAUUUGCAUUAUUGGGCAGCUAUCCACACUGUUUCUCCAAGAAAUCACAUGAUGACUGUUAGUUUCCACCCAUAACAAACUGCAUUUAACAUUGGAUUAAUUCGAGUGACGUGACCUGGUUAAAUGGAAAAGUGAAAGAGAACAAGUUGCCUUCACUUAAGUUAGGAAUUCAACAGUGGUUCAGCAAGACGGUAUGGUUUGACCGUAAGAAGGUGUGACGUUUGAACAUGGCAAGCGAGGUAAAGUUCACCAAGUGCGAUCUUCUAUUGAACCUAGCCGGAUUCGUGCUGUACUCAGCAGACAUUGCAACCGAUCUUUGGGUUGCUGCAGUGUAUUUGUUCGAAGGACAUUUUAUUUGGUGUGUUCUGGUGUUGACGGUGACACUAGUUUCUGCAGUGAUACUUCAGAGCUUCAGCUGGACUUGGUAUAAAGAUGACGAGGAACGCCAGCAGGAUCAUUCAGAAACAGAGGGUUCCCACAACCAAGUCUGUAAAUGCGGGUGUUCCUGGCUCCUUGUCAUUCAUAUCUUUCAGAUGGGGAUACCAAUGAGGUUCAUAAAAGCACUUAUGCUUGGAUACAAAGCAGCAAUUAAACAAAAAGAUACUCACAUGGAUGCCAUUUAUGCAGCAACAGACUUGAGCAUGUUACGAUUGUUUGAGGCAUUUUUGGAAACCGCACCUCAACUUGUUCUUCAGACUUUCAUCCUCCUGGUGUCUACUGACCGAGAUUAUGUUAAGUAUGGAUCUGUGAUUGUAUCAUGCAUGAGCAUUUCAUGGGCGACUUUGGAUUACUACGCGGCACUAAAAAAAUCUUUGCCCGCUCAGCAGACAGUAACUUGUGGAUUCCCUUAUGUGAUGUACUUUUUUUACAAGCUGUUGACACUUGGGUCCAGGAUUUUGAGCAUAACUCUACUAACCAUGCUGUCUGUCGCAGCUGCUGCUUACUUGUUUGUUUUGUGGCUAAUCAUGUUUAUCUGUGUCACAAGGCAGAAGACCAUAUUUUGUAAAUCUCGCUGUCAAGAAAUUGUUUACAGGAUGGUAGUUGGCAUCAUCUUAGUUUUCACCUUUUUCAAUAUAAAAGGUCAGAAUACACAAGCGGUAAUGGCUCUAUAUUAUAUAUUUAGAACCUUUGAAACUACUAUAAUACUUCUCUUAUGCUGGUUGUUGAAAGGCUCUGCGCUUGACAUAAACUAUUAUCUGUCAAUCAGCAUAACUAUAGGGCUAUCACUAGUUAUAGGGAUUGUUUGUCUUGUGCUGUACUAUAGAUGUUUCCAUCCUCACGUUUAUUCAGAAGCUGCAACUGAUGAAGACUCUAAUAAUUCUCACACUACAUCACAACCAUACAGGUCUCAUGAUGAAAUUGAUGGAUUCCUGCCUGAAAGUUCAGCAGUUAGACUUAACAUAAAUGAAAUCAGCAACAUGAUUCACUCAUCAGUGCCUAAUCCUAGAGGAGGAAACAGUAGAAUAAGACAUUGUUUAACUUAUUAAUUAAAUGAGAAUGGGGCACAACCAGAAUUCAUUUGAACACCUUCGACAAAUGGAGGGGUCACAUUUGGGACCUAAGUUGAUCAUUUUUUUUUCAAGAUUCACAGCAGAUCCCAUAAGUGAGGGUUGUUCUUUACAGUCUGAAAGCUUUAUUUUUAUACAUAAUAUAGAAUUUAUAAUUGAUGAGUUGUUAAAAUGAAGCCUUGUCUGCCAUUGACGUGUACAUUAAAAGUUCCAUGGCACCAUUCAGAUGAUAACAGGGUAUUCACCUGGCGGUACUGAGUAAUGUUCCUCCUCCCUCAAUCAACACAAAAACAACUUAAAUGGUUACUCAUCUCAUCCCAUGGGAUCGUCUGCAAGAAAAAUCAUUGUAGCAUUUGCCUGAGUAACCAUUACUGCACUCCAAAAAUUACCGACUUGACUGUGAAGUGCUUGUAGUCAUUUCCGGCAGAUAUGAAAAGGUUGUAUGCUCAUGUCGCAUGAAGAAAUAAAAACCACAUGUAAAUGCAAAUUUAAAAAAUAUCUACUGCAGUAAUCUAUAUAAUCGGAUACACAUAUUCUU
Molecule: messenger RNA, 2094 nt
Organism: Carcharodon carcharias (great white shark)
Lineage: Eukaryota; Metazoa; Chordata; Chondrichthyes; Lamniformes; Lamnidae
Gene: xkr9
Product: XK, Kell blood group complex subunit-related family, member 9
Exons: 3
Coding region: 276-1535 (419 amino acids)
Biological process (GO): engulfment of apoptotic cell; phosphatidylserine exposure on apoptotic cell surface; apoptotic process involved in development
Cellular component (GO): plasma membrane
Source: RefSeq, a predicted model, not a curated record